Molecule: messenger RNA, 1349 nt
Organism: Oppiella nova
Lineage: Eukaryota; Metazoa; Arthropoda; Arachnida; Sarcoptiformes; Oppiidae
Source: the annotation of a GenBank genome assembly
AUGUCCGAUUCCGUGGCCAAACAGGUGGUUCUGGUGACCGGUGCCAGCGGUUGUCUGGGCCAACACGUCGUCAAACUGCUACAGGAAAGGGAUGACACCGUGGUUCUGGUGACCGGUGCCAGUGGUUGUCUGGGCCAACACGUCGUCAAACAUCUACAGGAAAGGGAUGACACCGUCAAAGAGAUCAAAUGCAUGGACUUAAAGCCAUAUCAGAAUAAUUUGCAGCAUAAGACAGAGAAACCGAUGACAAUAAUCACUGCAGACAUACGUAAUGAGAGGGCAGUGGUUAAGGCACUGGAAGGCGUCGAUUACAUACGUAAUGAGAGGGCAGUGGUUAAGGCACUGGAAGGCGUCGAUUGUGUCAUACAUUGCGCCGCUUUGAUCGACACCAGCCUUUGGCCGGACGUCAAGUCGAUGAACAGCGUUAACGUGGACGGAACUCAAAUAUUGAUCGAUGCGUCCGUUGAGCUGAACGUCAAGUACUUUGUAUACGUUAGUAGUGUGGAUGUGGUGGUGGGGGACGACCCCAUCUAUUUCGGGGCCGAGAAUACCACUCCACUGCCGAAGCGACACAUACUUCCCUACUCUAAGACCAAAUUAGACGCCGAAGUCAUCGUCAAAGAGGCCAAUGGGAGACCACUUCCCAACGGCACAGACAAACUGCAGACCAUUAUCUUAAGACCGUCGUUACUGUACGGCGAAGAGGAUCACCAUUUCGUGACGACUGCCCUCCAGGUGGCCAGACACCAGUCGGGCGUCUUGAGGACCAUCGACAACGUGUUCGUACGGAUCCAACCGACGUAUGCGGGGAACGCCGGCUGGGCCUGCAUUCGGGCCAAAGACAAGCUCCAGACGGACGAGUCGGUGGCGGGCGAGGAGUUCUUUGUCACGGAUGACACCCAAAUCCUCGACCCCUUUGAAUUCCUGGCCCCAUAUGUCCAGUGCCGGGGCUACAGCCUGUCCAAGCGCUCGUACCCCUACUGGCUAUUCAUGUUAAUCAUGUAUUUUAUCGUUUUGUUCGUACGGGUGCUGUGGUCUGUAUACCCCAUUGAGUUGCCCAAAGGUGUGACACCGGAAAACAUGAGAUACCUGUGCAACACGUACUUCUUUAACCGCAAUAAAGCGAUACUACGCCUGGACUACGAGCCCCUCUAUGGCCACGAAGAGUCUCAACAAAAGUCGAUCCAAUACUACAAGAAGUUAUAUUUAUAGACCUUUUUUGUAUGGACUCAUGUGUGUAAUGAUAACGAAUUGUCUGAACAACAAAACAUACCAUUAAGUGAAACACAGAAUAUAUAUCCAGAAUAUUCUACACUAUACACAAAAAUUAAACCCCAAAAUAAAUAGCG